AUGCCAUACCGCUCGUUUCAGACGAUUUUAGCUCCAUCCACUUUUUUUACUAGACACAGAGAAAUUCGACGGAACUUUUCCAAAAUGGCGGAUAGCAGUUCGACACGCACUGCGAUCCCAAAAACUGAAACUACAAAAUCUGAAAAGAGCAACAAAACCGAGAUGAAGACCGCCGUCGUCGAUGGGAAUGCUCAGCCAGUGGUGCAGUCUACUGGGGUGAAGGACAUAGUCGAUAUCCUGUGGGCGGCGUUAAUGUUCAUGCUCAUGAUCAUCGUUCGUUUCCUUCACUCGGCGUUCGAAGUGCUCUCGGACGUCUUCGUCAAAAUCUACCGAAUCCUUCUCUUCUGCUACCGUAAGCCGCAUCACGCGAAGGAGUUGAUCAUCUCGACACUCCACAUCAUCAAAGUGUCAUACGAUGCAGAGAUCUGGACAUGGACCGAUAUGUGGGAAGUUCUGAAAUCUCAUCUGAUUGCUCCGAUGACGAGAGCUCCGCCCCUUCGAGCACAGACGGCGACGAAGCAGAAGACUAGAUAG
Molecule: messenger RNA, 534 nt
Organism: Caenorhabditis remanei
Lineage: Eukaryota; Metazoa; Nematoda; Chromadorea; Rhabditida; Rhabditidae
Exons: 4
Coding region: 1-534 (177 amino acids)
Source: RefSeq, a predicted model, not a curated record